AUGGUGAUUCUUGAGCACCAAGAAGAUGUCAAGGCGCCACGAGGCUGCGAGCUUUGUGUGAACAAACACGCGGUUUGGUAUUGUGCAUCGGACGAUGCUUUCUUGUGCCACUUUUGUGAUGAAUCCGUGCAUUCUGCUAACCAAGUGGCAACAAAACACGAGAGAAUUUGUCUCAGAACAAAUGAGUUAUCGAUCGGUGUGCCUCAAGGAACAGCAUCAAAACCGGUUUGGCACAGCGGGUUCAGAAGAAAAGCAAGAACGCCUAGAUUCCGUUGCGAGAAGAAGCCACAACUAAAGAUAGAAGAUGAGAGAAGAAGAGAAGACCCCUGUGUUCCCGAGAUUGGAGGCGAAGGAAUGUUGUUUUCCAUACCACCAGAAAAACAUGAUUAUCAUGAUGGUGAUGAUCAUGAUCUGACUUCUCUUGUACCAGAGUUUCAAGGAUUCACAGAGAUGGGAUUGUUCUUGAGCAACCACGAUGGUACUCAAGAAACAAUGAGAGAAUUCAACUUCUUUGGAGAUGAAAUUGAUGAUGGAAUGGAGGAUCUAUUUUACAAUGAAGAUGGAGAAGCUAAGACUGAUGGAGAUGAAGAAGCAUGUCAUGCACAAUCUUUGAUGAGCUCCAAGAAAGAUUACGACGACAAUGUCAUCUUGAUUUCAACAAAGACAGAAGCAAAUGAAGAAGAUUAUGAGAGUAAUGCAAAGCAGAGUAACAUGUUACUUAGACUUAAUUACGAAAAUGUUAUAGCAGCUUGGGAUAAACAAGGAUCUCCAAGAGACCAAACUCAUGAGUUUAAAAACAUGAGUAACUUCCAGCUAGUUCCUCCAGGGAUAGAAGAGAAGAACAUAAGCAGCAGAAGUGAGAGAGAAGCUAGAGUUUGGAGAUACAGAGAUAAAAAGAAGAAUCGUUUGUUCGAGAAGAAGAUAAGGUACGAGGUCAGAAAAGUUAACGCAGACAAAAGGCCUAGAAUGAAAGGUCGAUUUGUCCGGAGAGCUUUAGCUACUGAUUCCUAG
Molecule: messenger RNA, 1011 nt
Organism: Microthlaspi erraticum
Lineage: Eukaryota; Viridiplantae; Streptophyta; Magnoliopsida; Brassicales; Brassicaceae
Source: the annotation of a GenBank genome assembly